AUGGACCAGCAAUCCGAUCUUCCGCACUAUCAACAAGACUACCCGCCUCGCCAUGUUCACCAUCCUCACAUUCAUCCUCAACACCGUCAGCAGCUUCUUCCCCCACAGCCACCACAACAAUCGGCAAAUUCUAUGCAAUUACAACAAAUGCAACCGCACAUUCAUCAACAGCCUAUGAUGGUAGAUCAUUCACCUCAUUUGGCUCUCAAUCCAACGCCAUCUGCAUCAAUUCCUCCAUUUUCAUUUCACGGUGGGAGCAGCAAUCAAAACCAUAAUGUCGUUUUGGACAAAUUCUGGCACAAACAAUUGACGGAUAUCGCUAACUUGGAUCAUGAUUUCAAGAAUCAUCCGUUACCCUUGGCUAGGAUUAAGAAAGUAAUGAAAGUUGAUGAGGAUGUGAAGAUGAUCAGCUCCGAAGCACCAGUGAUAUUUGCUAAAGCAUGCUAUAUUUUCAUUAUCGAACUGACCAUACGCGCGUGGUUAAAUGCUGAAGAAUCUAAAAGGAGAACAUUGCAAAGAUCAGACAUAGGAAAUGGAAUUAAGAAAGUAGAUAUGUUUGAUUUUUUAGUAGACAUUAUACCACGAGAUGACAAACCCAUCAAGAAUGAAAAGUCUGAUCACCCAUCUCAUUAUCCUUACGGAUAUGGAGUACCCCAUCAUCAAUUCAGUGGUCCAAUGAGUGAAGAUCAGAAGUUGGCUGUAGAUUCUCAAGUAAUUCCAUAUCAACAGCAUCCAUCGAUAUCCCCAUCUAUUCGCUACGCCGAACCAUCCGGACAUCCUUCUCUUCCAAUGCCUAAUAUAUUACCUCAUGUUGCACCUGAACAGUCAUCUUCUUCCCCCGGAUAUAUGCAAGGGUAUUACGCUCAAAAUGCAGGAGACAGCGGAUUUAUACCCGAGAAUCAGGUGAAGUAUGAAACAACAAGAGGAAGUGAGUGGUACACACAUGGACAAAGUACACAGCAUGCGUUUGAUGGAGAUAACAACAAUGCCUAUGAACAAUCAUUUGGGGGAAUGCAGAGAAACUAA
Paraglomus brasilianum is the source of this 1026-nucleotide messenger RNA. Lineage: Eukaryota; Fungi; Glomeromycota; Glomeromycetes; Paraglomerales; Paraglomeraceae. The record is from the annotation of a GenBank genome assembly.